Messenger RNA from Nyctereutes procyonoides (raccoon dog), 1321 nucleotides. RefSeq names its product alpha-1-microglobulin/bikunin precursor (gene AMBP). Gene Ontology annotation, cellular component: cell surface; plasma membrane. Gene Ontology annotation, molecular function: serine-type endopeptidase inhibitor activity. The transcript is spliced from 10 exons. The record is from RefSeq and is a predicted model, not a curated record. The coding region runs from base 108 to 1157 and encodes 349 amino acids. Lineage: Eukaryota; Metazoa; Chordata; Mammalia; Carnivora; Canidae.
GGCCCCCUCCCCAGCCUCAGUUCGCAGCCGCUGUGGGCAGGGCGGCGGUGGCUCCUCUGUCCCCGCACCGAGCCUGUGAGUGCCACCGCGGAGAAGAGCCCAGAACCAUGUGGAGUCUCGGGGCCCCGUUUCUGCUGCUGACCGCCUGCCUGGCCGCGAGUGCCAGCCCUGUGCUCACGCCGCCCGACGACAUCCAAGUGCAGGAGAACUUCGACGUCUCCCGGAUCUACGGGAAGUGGUUUCACGUGGCCGUGGGCUCCACCUGCCCGUGGCUGAAGAAGUUCAUGGACAGGAUGUCCAUGAGCACGCUGGUGCUGGGCGACGGGCCGACCGACCGGGAGCUCAGCAUGACCAGCACGCGCUGGCGGAGAGGCACCUGCGAGGAGAUCUCCGGGACUUACGAGAAAACCGGCACCAGCGGAAAGUUCCUCUAUCACAAACCCAAGUGGAACCUCACCAUGGAGUCCUAUGUGGUCCACACCAACUAUGAUGAGUACGCCAUCUUUCUGACCAAGAAAUUCAGCCGCCACCAUGGGCCCACCAUUACUGCCAAGCUCUAUGGGCGACAGCCACAGCUCCGAGAAAGCCUGCUGGAGGAGUUCAGGGAGGUCGCCUUGGGCGUGGGCAUCCCCGAGGACGCCAUCUUCACCAUGGCCAACAAAGGUGAGUGUGUCCCCGGCGAGCAGGAACCAGAGCCUUCUCCAUACAUGAGAGCCCGGCGGGCUGUGCUGCCCCAGGAGGAGGAAGGAUCGGGCGCCGGGCAACUAGUAAACACUGUCCACAAGAAGGAAGAUGCCUGCCAGCUGGACCACGCGGAAGGCCCCUGCCUGGGGAUGGUCACCAGGUAUUUCUACAACGGCUCCUCCAUGGCCUGUGAGACCUUCCAGUACGGCGGCUGCCUGGGCAACGGGAACAACUUCGCCUCCGAGAAGGAGUGUCUGCAGACCUGCCGCACCGUGGCGGCCUGCAGCCUCCCCAUCGUCCCCGGCCCCUGCCGAAUGCACCAGAGCCUCUGGGCCUACGACGCCGUCCAGGGCAGGUGCGUCGGCUUCGUGUACGGGGGCUGCCAAGGCAACGGCAACAAGUUCUACUCGGAGAAGGAGUGCAAGGAGUACUGCGGGGCCCCGGGCGCCGGGGACGAGGAGCUGCUGCGCUAAUCCAGCGGACCUGUCCACGGGCCACAGCGGGGCAGGGGUGCAGGCUGGUGCCCCUCCCCCCCAUGCCCGCCCCGUGCCCGCCCCUGUGCCCACCCCCGUCCCCCACGGCAGGCCGGGCCGAGCGACCCUGGUUCAAAAUAAAAACCCAACGGAGGCUCCUGAAA